Messenger RNA from Leptomonas pyrrhocoris, 2397 nucleotides. RefSeq lists its product as hypothetical. The record is from RefSeq and is a predicted model, not a curated record. Bases 343 to 2397 code for a protein of 684 amino acids. NCBI's taxonomy places the organism in Eukaryota, Euglenozoa, Kinetoplastea, Trypanosomatida, Trypanosomatidae. The transcript has a single exon.
AGGGAGAGAGACGAAUCCCAUUUGCUGUCACUCGCAUUAUCGGGGCUCGCGAACACCCUCGCUUUUGAGUUUGUUGUGGUUGCACUUGUUGAGGUUGUUGUUGUUGUUUUCUCUCUGCUCUACAGUAACAUAGAUUUUCCACACGAACAUAGAUAGCAGCAGCCAUUUUUCUUUUUUCUUCUCUCUCCUGGCCUACACUCCUUCUCCGUGGUUUUGUGUUAGAUUUCCCUUUCUAGACUGCAUCUCCUUUAAACUUUUUUUUGAGGGGUGAGUGUGUGUUUGUCCACAGAGUUUUUUUUUUCGCCUCUGAACAACGGCACUUCGUGCCGUCUCUUCUCGACUAUGGCGCGCUCCACGAAUGCCAAACGACGCCCUGCUAGUGCACGUCAGCAGCUCGAUGCAAAGGGCGUUCGGCAGCCCUCCACAGAAGAUGGAAACCGCAGCGACAGUUCUGCAUCGAUGGCCCUCACCACCACCUCGUCCACCACUGCGGAUCGUCGCGGCAGCAGCAGCAGCCCAUUCGGUUCGGCAAGGAACGCCGCUACAACCGUCACAUCUUCUGUCCCCUUGCUACGCUCCACGACGGAGAAGCCGUCACCAUCAGGUGUGUUGACCGUUCCACCGCGCAAACGCGCUCGAGGGUUCAGGACGAGUCACAGUGGCAGCGCCAGCAACGAGCGCCGCAGCCCGAGCGCCAGCAACGAGCGCCGCAGCCCGAGCGCCAGCGCCAUCACGGAGGGGCUGGAAGGCGCAACGAGAGGCACCCGAUCUCGCUACAGCGCCACCCAGCACCCACGCCCAUUGACAGGAAGUAAAAACUCUCCGCAUCACCGUUCACAAGACAGCGCCGCACGACUCGCAGAUAGCGCUGAGGACGAUGAGGUCUUCUUUGAGGCGUCCUCUCCGCGUACGGGCACGAACACCGCUGCCGCCACGCCGCUGCGUCAUCUGCAGGACACGCCUACCUCGCAGCUCCUCAGUCAGCUGCAGGACCUCCCCUACACCGCGCCGUCCGAUGAAAUCACAGGAGAGGAAACGGCAGCAGCUGCCCUCUUCACCCCAGCCACAGUGGCGCGUCGACGGACUCUACCAACGGUGGCCGGCGAAGGCAGUGUGAAUGAUCCGCGUGUGGGAGAGGCAAGGGACCCGACUCGGCGGACCACGGCGGCUUCGUUGUCGCCGUCUGGCUCGCGCAGCUCGGUGCACGACGAGGCCGUGCAAGCCAUCCUGCGCGCCAACCCACCCACCACGACGCGUCCCGUGGAGUUGAAGCCCGGCUAUCGAAUCCCCAGCCCCCACAGUCCUUUAUGGGCCGCGCUGGACGCGAGUGAUGUCGUAGCGGAAGACCGCCCCAUGCGCGGCAGCACGCGCAGCGAGGACGAGCCACAGUGGUCAAACACGCAAGUCAGUCUCUUCCAAGAAGACGAGGACGAGAGGGACACGGGCGUGGCGCACGACGCACUGAUGGAGUGGACGGCCGUGCAAGAGCGUCGACGUCUCGGCACACGCCGCGCCGCACCGGAUCGCGUCAGUCUCCCUGUCCCCGGCCGCUCCGUGAAUCUGCUGGAUGACGAAGGCCUGCACGAGGACGAGCGACUUCCUCUCUUUCUUGGUGAGCAAGACACGCCGAUUCGUCCGGACGGUGACGCAGCAGCGGACGAGAGCUUUGUGUUUUCCUUGACGCAGGAGGCAGACAACCAGGAAAGAGAGCAGGACCGUCAAGCGGCGCUGCCGCGCUCACGUAAUCGUCGCACCACCACCGGCGCGGCGGCAGCAGCAGCAACAACAAAUGCCUUCAGCACCCCCAGCCCGGCUCGACGGAGCACACGCACACGCUUCAAUGCCUCCCAGCAAUCCAGCCCGUUUACUCAGCUGCAGCGUGAUGUGGCGCUCGCCUCGAAAGCAGCGGUUGGACGGUCCUCCUCCUCGUCCCCUGUGAACGCCGCCGCCGCGAACCCUUCCACGAUGCUCUCACAGCGGGAGCAACGUCGACGGGCGGACAUGCUGAAGUGGGCCGAGCACACUCGCGCCUUCUUUCACUUCAUCGACUCGCUGCCCCUGCACGUCUCGAACUCUCCCUUGAAGCCCGCUUCUGCUCUCAACCCUCGUCAACAGCCACCACUGCAGCCGUCAACGUCACGCCGCAGUCGAAGCCAAAGUAUCGCCGCGGUGAGCAAAGACGCGCGGCGCAGCGGGGGCACCGUCGCGGCAUCGCUUAGUCUCGUGCGUCGCAGUCACAGUACGGUGGUCCCUGAUCCAGUUACGCGGCAUGGAAGCGCUGCUUUUGCGGCGGUGGUCUCGCGUGUGAAGCGAGAGGCGGCGACGGCAUCUAAACAACAGCAGCAACAUCAACAGCGUCGCUCUGCUACGGCGGCUUCUCGGGGCUCUGCUCCAUAA